AUGUCGAAGCCACCUUCCAGAGUCGUCUUCGUGGGCAAUAUCCCAUAUGGUCUCUCCGAAGAGCAAAUUAGCGACAUCUUCAGCAGCGCAGGCAAAGUCCUCAACUUCCGCCUCGUCUACGAUCGCGAGACUGGGCGGCCGAAGGGCUUCGGCUUCGCGGAGUAUCCCGACAAUGAUUCUGCAGCAUCCGCGGUCCGCAACCUCAACGAUUACGAGAUUAUGGGCAGGAAACUGAGAGUCGACUUCUCUAACGAAGGAGGCAGCGACGGCAACGACGACAACCACGGACAUAUGAAAGCCCUCGCCUCUUCCGACCCCGCCCGGGCGACGGAGCUCCUCCAGCAGGCGCCGCAGCUGGCAUAUGCCGUCUUCCAGGCUCUCCUGCUGAUGGGUCUCGUGUCGCCGGAGGCGAUCCACUCCGUUAUCGAAGCCGGCGGCGCGCCCUCUGCAGCCCCGGCCCAGGCAGCCCCGAUCGGCUAUCCGCCCCAGCCCUCUGCGACGGGCUUUCCUCCGGUGCCUGUGCCGGGUGCCACUAACACACCGCCAGUUGCCGGUACACCAUAUGCGCCGCCCCCCCAGCAGGCCCCCUACGGCGCGCCACCCCCACCGGCGGCCGCAGCCCUGGGCCAGGACCCCGACGCGCUCAUGCGGCAGGUUAUGGAGUUGCCAAUGGAGACGAUCAACAUGCUCCCCGAGGCCGAAAGGCAGCAGAUCCUGGCUCUCCGGGCAAGCUUUGGUGGCCAGAGACGAUGA
This is a messenger RNA of Colletotrichum spaethianum, 753 nucleotides long. RefSeq names its product cleavage stimulation factor subunit 2. Gene Ontology annotation, cellular component: mRNA cleavage and polyadenylation specificity factor complex. The coding region runs from base 1 to 753 and encodes 250 amino acids. NCBI's taxonomy places the organism in Eukaryota, Fungi, Ascomycota, Sordariomycetes, Glomerellales, Glomerellaceae. Gene Ontology annotation, molecular function: mRNA binding. Gene Ontology annotation, biological process: mRNA 3'-end processing. The transcript is spliced from 4 exons. The record is from RefSeq and is a predicted model, not a curated record.